CCCUCCCCCCUACGUAACAAUAAGUAACGCAGACUCAACCCCCCUCCCACCCCUUAAUGCGGUACGUAAUUUGUCCAAACUAGAACUCUUGGGACAUUUAGCUGGAGGAAAGGUUACGAUUCAUUGGUUUGAAUAUCCAUUAAGAGGCAGCUUAAGCAUUAAAAAUCUUUUAUUUUCUUAUAUUCUACGAAGUUUUGUGGAUUAAAAAAUGGCGACUUCCGGUUUCAGGAAAAUAACCUAAAGUGAUAUUUGGCCAACAAUUUCAAUACCUCCGAAAGUGGAACUCCAUACGUCGUUUUAUAGCGAUGACACGUGUUUUUUUUCAUAAAAAUGUUUGUUCACGUUCAGAAAAUAAAUUUGAAGAAAAAUAACAAGUAUCUGAUUACUAAAUUUGAGAUAUUAUUCACAAAACUACGUGAAACAUGCAAAUUUAUGACUUCUAAAGUGAUAUUUGGCCAACAAUUUCAAUACUUUCGAAAGUGGAACUCCAUACGUCAUUUUGAAAUCCAAAAUGGUGACUUCCAGUUUCUGUAAAUCAGCCCAAAAUCACAAAAAAAAAAGAAUCCAAUACGGGUAUUUCCGUUCUGUGCGUUCUCAGAAUAUUGAAGUACCUAAAGUGAUAAUGGAAGUAUAAGAUGUGAAUUAUAUUUUUGAAGUGCGUUGAGCUAAUGCAGCAAUGAAAUAUAAAAAAAAUCUACCUUUGAAACCUUUGAUCCCGAGCAUCGCCGGGGACGUUCAACUAGUUCUUUAUAACGACGGUCCCUUGCGAUGUCGCUAUAAAGCGAUUCAACUGUAAUUUGAUACGGUAUUAUAAGGAAACCUUGCAUUUGCGGCUAAUUUCAUGAUAAUUUAUCUAAGCAUCUCAGAGAAAAGAGGGUGAGUUCAAGCAGUUUUAGAAAUAUGAUUCUUUUCAUAUUUCAGGUUAUUAUACAUAACGGACAAAGUUAAAGUCCAAUUACAAUAAAAUUCAAUAGGGUCUUCUGGGGCAACUAGACCUUCCAUUUGACACUAAUUUUGUGCAAAUCGGUCCAGCCAUCUCUGAGAAAAGUGAGUGAGUUUAAACUGUCUUUGAAACACGUUUCUUUGCAUAACUUUUGACCCACAUGUCCAAUCAUUAUUAAAUUAAUCUACAAAUGUUCAAAAAAAACAAGCCCGUUCUUUUGGUACCAAUUUUGUUGAAAUCGGUUGUGCCGUUUCUGAGAUAGUGAGGUUUCGUGAUUUUUACAUUUUGAUACAUAACCUAUAAACUAAAAAUCCGAUAACAAUAAAAUUCAAAGGGGUCUCAUGGGGCAACUAGACCUUUCAUUUACAAAUAGUUUCAUCAAAAUCGGUCCAGCCAUCUCUGAGAAAAUCGAGUGAGAUUGAGAAAGCGUUACAUACAUACACACACAUACAUACACACAUAUACAGAAAAAGCUCAGCUCGUCGAACUGAGUCGAUUGAUAUACGAGAUUCGACACUUUGGAGCACUUUUAUACCUUUGGUCUUUUCAGUGAUUUAUAUACCUUUCUAGGAGAAAGGCAAAACUUCAAAAGCUGACCGCUAUCGUUCAAAUCGAACGAUAGGAAAAGUAUGUGCGUUAACAUAGUCACAAUCGCACUACAAUUUGAUUUCAACUUCCACUUCGCACCGCAUGUAGAAUAUUACCAAAACACCAGUAUAAAUACUUAUCCUUCUGAUUUCGUUCUGAUUCUUAUCCGUCUCUCCUAUGGACCCUGGUAUUAUUGCGACGCACGGGCGAGCAAUAACAGGACAGCUGAUGCAAAAAAUACCCUGAUGAGACGGUGUAAUCGAAUAACGAAAAAUAUGGUAUAAAUAUAUUAUAUUGUUACCGAAAGAACUUACAGUCUAGCUAAAUCCUGGUAACGUAUGCACGUCUGAUUAUUUAUUUCGUUGGAUCCCCUCACUUACAAUAUGAUUUGCUCGCGCAAAACAAGUUUGAGAUACCACUACAAACGUUCGGUUCUUUUCUAGUCAACAAGCUGUGUGUGUGUGCUCAACGCUCGCGAUUUUGGAGCUCUGAUGCUAGAGUGAGGAAGGAAUAAUGUUCUCUCCCUUGGCUGCCGGAGUAUGCGUGUACUUGUGUAAAGAACGUUUAUUUGAGAGAUGUUCGGAAUUCAUUCGACGAGACAGUACGCGGACGUGAUUAUUACGGAUUCCAAGAUGGGGAAAGAAAAAAAUUACCACACCCAGUUUAUGUCAAAUGUCAACGUAGUGAAACAUUCCUUUUCAACUUUGCUGCUUCCGCUCACUUCACUAACACUUGGUAAAAAAAGAAAUAUAGUAACAAAAGUCUAUUCCCUUAUACAGACAUUUGAUGCAGCCUUCUAUUGCAUAGUCUGGAAUUGUAUAUUCUCCCGACGUUCUUCGCUAGAAUAAAGUGUAGAACAAAACUAGGUGUCUAGUAUUUUCCACGCGCAAAACAAAAACGACUGCAUGACAGCGAAAUGAGUAGGCAACAUAAAAGUGAGCAAUGUAUGUAAUUUUACGAGGUUGCGAAAAAUGAAAAAGAGCAGAAGGUGUGCCUUACAAAAAAAAACUCAUUCAGACGGGACCCGUCUUUUUUUUUUUUUUUAAAGGUGGCGGGGAAAUCUGCAAACAGACACCCGGGGUGUGGGGAUGAGACUAGGGGAGAGAUGCUGGGGUAGUUACACUCGCCCAGGCACCUACUGAUCCCUGUCCCGACCCACUAAUACCCCUCCAGUCUCCAGCCCUGGUCUUCCCGGAACGACGGUUAAGUAUUACGUCGAGGAGUGGCUUUUGUGCGUGAUGCACCCUCUUUACUCUUAUAACCUCCUAGCUAACUACCUGGAGACUGGUAAUUAGCUACCACUGGCGUGUUGGUGGUUGACCCGCCACACACCUUCUGUUAUUGUUCAUUUUUCGCAUCCUCGUAAAAUUAAAUACAUUGCCCAAUUAACUAAAACUUAAAAUGUAGUCAUAAGACAACAAAUUAAAUUAGUUCGUAAAGUAACCAAACAACUAGCGAUAAUGUUUUAAAAGCCAAGAAAUAAAACAGCUAGAAAGGGACAGGAAGAAAAUCGGAGAAGAAAAUUGUUUUUCUCCGGCGUUUCAACUGAAUUUGUUUGAUAAAAUUAAUCUAGCAACAAAUUUGAAUCCGGGCGGUCUUCAUCUUUCCGCGUGUAUGGAGAAUUCUGUAUUGCAAGUCCCUUGCAAAGGUCUUAAAAAUAACUUAGCUUUUGCAAUCGGACCUCUGGAGUCGAGCCUCAAAAGACCCGAACACAUUUGAUACGUUGCGGCUGCGUUUGCAGUAUUUUGACAGUUGGCCCAUACAUUUUCUGUCAAAUUAACGUCAACGCAACGCAGACGUAUGCAUUGUGCUUAAACCUAAAGCGAUUAAAGCUUCACUCUUUUGGCCGAUGAAAAAAGCAUAGAAAUUUAGAUAUCGAAAAAAAAAUUGUUUAUGCCAAAGGUCUUAGAGAUGGAUUGAUCGUCUAGUCAGGUUGUCGAACUGGAAAACAGAAAGUCGAUUUUUCUGAUUUUUUUUAUACUACACCAGAUCUCGAAAUUUCAUGCACGGCUAAGACAUUUGUUUGAAAAAAGAGUUCUCUUUCGAUAAUUUCAUAUCGACAAUUUCUGUAGAUUUUUCCAUCGUUCAUAUAAGUGAAACAUUGACCGCUUUGAGACUACACAUCCCAAAGUCCCCUUGAACCGAAAUUUUACAUGAAGACUUGUUUCGAGGAGAAGAAGCAUUUCAACCCUACUGCUAACUGUAGCAGUGCUAAGUUGAAUUUGCAGGUCAAAUUUUUGCCAUGCAAUCCAUCCAACUUUCCACGAGCGGUAAUGGCUAGCAAUCAGGCCUCAACAUCGUCGAAUAAAGCACCAAAAGUAGAACACGCAACCCUUUCGUCUCACUCGCUGCUACUGAAACUUAGUAAACUGCGUCUUAGGCCGUGAACAUACUGGCGUGCAGUGAUACCACAUUUUCAUCUGCAUUUUGAGGUUCAGGAAAUCUUGCCACCUUGGUAAAAUUUCAAAAUAUCUGUAUAAAAAUCUGCAUAUGUACUGAACAUAUCAUUCUUGAAAAAAAAAACGCGAAAUUGCUUGUUUAACAUAAUUCCGGUGAGUCAUUCAUGAUAAAAUCUCCAACAGGCUAAACAGCAUUUAUGUUUUUUUUUGUUCACACAACAUUUAUUUGACACGGCACAAUACAAAUUAAUGUUUUACGGAAACGGCAUUUAUGCUGAUUAUUGUUUUUCAACAGUAUCAAGAAGUUUAAUAGGCAACUUUAUGGAAACCAAAAAAAUUUAUAUAUAUAUCUGUAUAAUUAUCAAAAAAUCUGUAAUCUGUAUAUGCAGAUAUCUGUAUGAAAAAUACGUAAAUAAUCUUAUAAAUACAGAUAAAUCUGCAUAUGUGGCAUCACUGCUGGCGUGGCUUGCGUUGCAAAGACGGUUCGCCUUGCCGUGGGUUAAUGUACAGCCCUAAGUAGAGCUGUACAUUAACCAGCGAUAGGGUGAGUCUCCUUCACAGCGCAGACCGCGCCAGUAUGUCCAUCGCCUUAGACAUAUAGGAGCAGGAAUAAGGGCUGGGAAAAAUAAACUUUCAAGCUGAUUUAUGCGAUUUGUAACAUAUUACAUAAAAAAGCAAAGCCUUGGUGCUACAUUCCGUAUCGGAAUUCGACCUUCUGUUUUACUACACACAGACUUCGCAGCCGACUGUUAAGUGUACAGGACAAUUGCGGGGCUAGCGCUACGAUCCUACUGACACUGACAGUCUCUCCCGAGCCGAGACUCGAACAUACUGGCAACUCUGCUCGAAAUCGACAAACCAGUUUUAUUUUUACCCCGUUAAAUAUUCGUUUUCCUACAUAAGUUUAGUUUUCUUUCGCGCUAAGAAAUCCUACAUACUGUUUUUUGCGUUUUGCGUCCAGUAAAGCUGUGCAGUGGUAUUUGGUUUAUUUUGCUGUUCAUUUUCGAGAUAGGGCUAAUAUAUCAACCCGACUGCUUACUCCAUACACUCGCUAUUGUUCCUUGGAUCCAUCAGUGUUUUUAUUGCGUUAUUCCCUCAUCAACUGAGCCAUGGCCUCAGCUUGCAAAAAAUGCAGUUCAACUGUUAAAGGAAUCGAAAAAGUAGCUUGCCGUGGUGUUUGAGGAUCAGUUUAUCAUCGCAGUUGCAUCCCCGGAUUACAGCGAAACACUCUUGAUGUAUUAUCAGCAUUUGUUGACAAUUUAUUCUGGCUGUGCGACGACUGCGCAAGCAGCUUCAACAAGUGGCUGCAGCUUCCCGCCACCGCCGCUCCCGCAGCUGAUGGUAGCAAUCUGUGCGAGGCUGUUGAUAAACUGAACGCCGUCGUUACCGAUCUGACAAAUCACAUUGAAAAACAUUUUUCUGGUGGUUCAAUACCUCCCGCUCAAAAAUCCUUGUUCUCACAACGCCUAUCUGGGGAACAGCCAACGCCUAAACGACGUCGCGAGAUCAGUGCUAAAACUCGCACCCCCGCUGUUGCUGUUUGUGGCACCAGAUCGUUUGAACGAGAAAUCAAAACAGUUGCCGACGAACUACAGCAAUUUUGGAUGUACUUAAGUCGUCUCGAUCCAAGCCACACUACUGACGAAAUUUCGGCAAUGGCCAAAGAGUGCCUAGGAAUGAAUGAAACUCCGAAGGCUAUUAUGCUGGUGAAAAAGGAAGCAGAUUUGUCGAAACUGAAUUUUGUUUCCUUUCGGGUCGAGGUCCCCAACGAGCUCAAAGACGUCGCUUUGAAAGCCUACACCUGGCCCAUCGGAGUAUUGGCUCGUGAAUUCGACUUCGAUCAGGUGCGAUCCAGUAGAUUUCGUCUGUAACUACACAGCACUACCAAAUGUUUUAUUAGUGGAUAGUGGGAGUCAUCAGACUCCCACCAAAGUUAAGUACCCUCCGUUUUAUUCUCCUGACGAUUGCCAACGCUCCGCUAUAUGCUCCAGACCUCAAGACGCUCAUUCUCUCUCAUCAACCUGUCGGAUGGCAGCAGUUCCGAUUUCGACCUCUGCCAGCGGAGAAGAAUCAUUAUCGCACCUCUACUACCAAAACGUUUGCGGUAUGAACUCCAAUAUUGAUGGCUAUCUGCUCGCUUUCUCUGGUGGAUGCUACGACAUCAUCGCGCUCACUGAAACCUGGUUAGAUGAUCGUACUCAGUCUUCUUACUUGCUUGGAAAUGAGUACAAUGGCUUUCGUUGCGAUCGCGGCCCUGAUAAUAGCCGAAAACUAACCGGUGGAGGUGUGCUCAACGCAGUUCGCCGGACUCUCAAAGCUCAUCGAAUUGACGAUACCACUUGGAAUACACUUGAACAAGUGUGGGUGUCGAUAGAAUUGACUGAUAGGAAAGUUUUCCUGUGCGUCAUUUAUCUUCCACCAGACAGAACCCGUGACAAAGCAAUAACUGACACACAUGUUCAGUCGGUUUUAUCAAUCACUAGCAAAGCAAAACCUUGUGACGAAAUUUUCGUCAUCGGCGACUUUAACUAUCCCAGUUUAUGUUGGCGCCCUUCCCAUGACGGCUUUAUGUACCCCGACCCGGAUCACUCAACGUUUAGUAUAUGUGCUCUAGCCCUGCUUGAUGGUUACUGCACAGCCACCCUUCAGCAAAUCAAUGACAUAACUAACGAAAAUGACCGUUGUCUCGACCUCUGUUUCGCUAGUUACCGCGACGUUGCACCUUCAUUAAGCUUGGCCCCAACACCUCUGGUUAAAGCUGUACCACAUCACCCGGCCCUUACUCUCGCCCUCAAAAACAACGACUGCAACGAAUACCAACAGAUUUCUUAUCUGAGCCGUUUCGAUUUUCGACGAGCGAACUACAGCGAGAUGAUUCAAGCUCUUGACAAUUUUGACUGGAGCAUCAUUUCCAUUGAAACUGAUGUCGACAUUGCUGUUUCGAAAUUUUCCUCCAUAAUUUCGAGGUUUAUGGAAACUUUCAUACCGAAGACAGUCCGCAACAAGACGAAUAAAUCACCUUGGCAAACCCCGGAGUUGCGUCGACUAAAAAGGGCUAAAAACGCUGCAUUCAAGAAAUUGUCAAAAUUUGGUUCGCUACCCCUACGUGACCACUUUCGCCGGAUUAACAUUUCCUAUAAUAGGCUCAGCCGACGUUGUUAUUCUGCAUACCGACGGCGCAUAGAAGCCAAAUUGAAAUCCGAUCCAAAAAAAUUUUGGAACUUCGUCAGCGAACAACGGAAGGAAUCCGGUUUGCCGUCAACUAUGGUGCUAGAUAAUAAGAUUGCCGACAACGCGGCCGCUAUUUGUAAUUUGUUUGCGAGCAAAUUCUCUACUGUUUUCACCAAUGAAAUACUCACCACCGAGCAAAUUUCGGAAGCCGGAAACAAUGUACCUAUUUCAAACGGAUGCAUCUCAUCUAUCAACCUCGACGACAACGCAAUUCUCGCCGCUGCUCGGAAGCUUAAGCACUCGAACUCUCCUGGGCCUGACGAAAUCCCUGCUACAUUAUUGAAAAAAUGUGUUCUACCUCUUCUUGUGCCUUUGUCGCACUUGUUUCGCCUACCGCUGGCGACAGGCAAAUUUCCUGUUGACUGGAAGCAGGCAUAUAUGUUUCCCGUACACAAAAAAGGUGACAGGUCAAACGUUAAUGACUACAGGGGAAUAUCAGCUCUUUGCGCUGUGCCAAAGUUGUUUGAACUGGUUAUCAUAAAACCUAUUUUCUCGCAUUGUCAGCAUGCCAUAUCAGACGACCAGCACGGUUUUUUACCUAAACGCUCCACCGCUACAAAUUUGCUCUGUUUUACCAGCUAUGUGUUCGAAAGCUUCGCCCAACGGUCACAGGCAGACGCAAUCUAUACUGAUCUCUCAGCUGCUUUCGACAAAGUUAACCACCGCAUUACUGUUGCAAAGCUGGAACGCUAUGGCUUAGCGGCGCUCUUUUACACUGGAUGGAAUCUUAUCUAACAGGUCGAAUAAUCAGCGUUAAGAUUGGAGACGAGCUUUCAACUUUUUUUCCUGCACCAUCUGGUGUCGCUCAAGGCCGUCACCUGGGACCGUUGGUGUUUUUACUAUAUUUCAACGACGUUAAUUAUUUGUUACGUGGCCCACGCCUGUCACUCGCAGAUGACCUAAAACUGUUUUCAAAAAUUUUAAAUACCUCAGAUGCAUUCGUUCUCCAGCAACAACUAAACUCAUUCAGUAAUUGGUGUACGAUUAACCGUAUGACGCUAAAUCCCUCCAAAUGUUCGGUAAUAACAUAUACUAGAAAAAUGCAACCGAUACUCUUCAACUACACCCUCAACAAUCAAACCAUUCAGCGUGUCGAUGUCGUUAAAGAUCUUGGUGUACUACUCGACGUCAAACUCACCUUCAAGCAGCAUAUUUCUUUGAUAAUCACCAAAGCAUCUAGGCAGCUUGGACUAAUCUUCAGAAUGACGCGUGACUUUAGGGACAUAAGUUGUCUGACUGCAUUAUAUUGCUCACUUGUUCGGUCGCAGCUAGAAUACUGCUCCACGGUUUAGACUCCGCAUUACCACAACGCCAUCCAACGUAUCGAGGGCAUCCAGCGCCGAAUUCUUCGCUAUGCCCUCCGCCUCUUGCCAUAGAGACAGCCUAUGUCGGACACUCGUAAUGAGGAUCGUUGUCAACUUCUCCACCUUAGCACUCUUCGAGUCCGACGUGAGACUGCUCGUGCUAUGACUGUGGCCAAUGUGAUGGCAGCACGGAUUGAUUGUCCGGACAUUCUUUGCCAGAUCAAUUCAAACGCCCCAUCAAGAACUCUACGGAGAGUACCCUCAAUGCAUCUACCUUUUCGCCGUACUAACUACAUUUUCAUUUAUCUGUUGAAGUGCUACGUUCUAAAUUUAUUACCAUGUUUAGACAACUGUUGUACUAAUGUUUAGUGUAGUAGUCUAGUCACCAUUCGGACAAUAUAUGUCUGUUGGUAUGAAGUAAAUUAAUAAAUAAAUACGACGACUGGCUUGUUAGGCCAGCAUCGUACCUCGAGACCAGCUGGGAGAUAACAUAUUACAAAUGAUUUGAAUGUAAUCGGGACGGGACGUAAUGCAAAUAACACGUGCAAUAAGACAUGUAAUAUGUAACGCGUAACAUAUAAUGUAACAUGUAAUGUGUAACAUGUAGCGUGUAACAUGUUCCACGCAACGACUUGCAAAGCCUGCAACCAAAUACAUCAAUUACAGCACCCAACAUGCUUGUUCUUACCUCACAGGUCAAAGCGAAGAAAAUAACUUGAGAAAAUAAAAGAAAAUAACAUCGUCAUCAUGCAGUUGACGAUAAAUUUUAAAUCGUCAAUUGAAGCAAAAUUUGCUCGAAUCUGCUUUCUUCGUUGCUGCCUUGAAGCCUCAGUUCCAGCAGUUCAAUCUGAACCGACGAUACGAAUACGCCGAAAAAGAAACGACGAAACAAAAGCUACCGAGUGAAAGACGAUUGUUUUGUGCUCAGUGAGUGGGAGAGCGAAACAAAACGAAGUUGAUAUCAAGUCGGGUUGAAGACGAAGUUGAGUUGCGUCAUCGUCGCUUGACGAUGCACUCAUGAAGGUGAAGAUUAAAGGGCCUGCUAGCAAUACUCAGAGGAAAAGAUAUGCGAAGAAAAUGUUGUGAGCCAAACCAACAUGUCAAAAUCCGAGCCAAACGAACCUCUGGAAUGAUCAACAAAAUAAUGAUCAAUUAUGGUGAAAGUAUAUAAAAUUGAACAUAAACAUAAAAUUUAACACCUUCACUGUUUUUGUGAUUCACUUUUCCAUUAUUUCCCAGGGCUCCGUCACCAUCAGUUGCACGAGUUGAAAGAAAGUUAGUUCACAUUGCGCUUCGAGAAAAGAUCUGGCACCUCUGACAUGUGAAACCUAGUUGCCAAAUUGGCGUUUUUUUUUUCAUAGCAUAUUUCUCUCUCUCUCUGAGUAUCUCUAGUAAGGCGAAUACCCAAGUAACCAGUAAGCACUAAAUCAUUGCCCUAUAACAACUAUAUUUGAUUACAGAGUUCUGGGUAAGAGCCUAUUCCGACCUAAUUCUUAUAUAUAUCUGAUAUAAUGUCAAAAAGAUGAAAUAGUGAGCAAAUAAAGUGCUGGUGAUGGCAACCCUUAAAAUGCAUCAUAAUUGCUUAUUUAGAGCACUCUCGAGAUGUCGAUAUUUGCGUUGAGAAAAAAAAACUUGGAAAAACAUUAAUUAAUUUGAUGUUCAAAAAGAAAGCAAAUGAAGGUCUUCAAACGUUAUCCAUAUGGUUUAUUUCAUGCAUUCGUUCGUUGUUGUUUCGGCCGCUGGUGGAGUACGUGAAUGAAUAGAGAAUAACAGUUUUUAAUAAUCACCGCUCGUAUUACGCUUGUUUUUGGCAGUUGGGCACGUUGAAAAAGAACAGCUUUCUCCAAAUGCAUUCAAGCACUAUAUCUUAACGUUCACGGUAGCACUAGAGGCGUAUAUUUUGCGGGCAGUAAUGCUAGUUUACCAUAAUGUUGUUAAACAUUAUAAUGUUCAUAUAAAGUUGAUACGCAGGUUUAAUGCCAAUAAUGCUAUCUUCUAAUGCUCAAUGUUACUUGGGUAGUGCACGCAGUCCAUUUUGACGUUUUCUGUAGGUCCAAGCAUUUUCAAUCGCAGUCACGGAGUAGAAAAUAUUAUUGUUUCAGUUGAAAACCGAAAUAAUGACUCGCGACUUUCGAUUUUUUA
This is a messenger RNA of Wyeomyia smithii (pitcher-plant mosquito), 10607 nucleotides long. RefSeq lists its product as uncharacterized. The record is from RefSeq and is a predicted model, not a curated record. Lineage: Eukaryota; Metazoa; Arthropoda; Insecta; Diptera; Culicidae. The coding region runs from base 5959 to 7896 and encodes 645 amino acids. The transcript is spliced from 2 exons. Gene Ontology annotation, molecular function: catalytic activity.